UCAGAAAUCAAAAACCAAAACUUGUUAAUCCUUGUUAUUACACACUAUCCUUGCUCUGUGUUGAACAUGGGUACAAGCCCCUUUCGAUAUUUUAUUUCCUUUUUUCUGCUUAUGCUAUGUUUUGAAGCCUGUUUGAGGGUGGGUGAUGCUAAAGUUGGGUGCAGAGAGAGGGAAAGGCAAGCACUCCUUCACUUCAAACAAGGUGUUGUGGAUGAUUUUGGAAUGCUUUCUUCUUGGGGGAAUGGGGAAGACAAAAGAGAUUGUUGCAAAUGGAGAGGAGUCGAGUGUGACAACCAGACGGGUCAUGUGAUCGUGCUUGAUCCUCAUGCUCCGUUUGAUGGAUAUUUGGGAGGUAAGAUUGGUCCUUCAUUGGCAGAGUUGCAGCACUUGAAGCAUUUGAACCUCAGCUGGAAUGAUUUUGAAGGAAUUCUUCCCACUCAACUCGGAAAUCUUUCCAACUUGCAAUCCCUUGAUCUCGGCCAUAGUUUUGGGUUUAUGACCUGUGGAAACCUUGAGUGGCUUUCUCACCUUCCUUUGUUAACACACCUUGACUUGAGUGGGGUUCAUCUUAGUAAAGCAAUCCAUUGGCCACAAGCAAUUAAUAAAAUGCCUUCCCUAACUGAGUUGUACUUGAGUUAUACUCAGCUUCCUCCGAUUAUUCCAACAAUAUCCAUUUCCCAUAUUAAUUCCUCCACUUCUCUUGCUGUGCUUGAUCUCUCCGUGAAUGGUCUCACUUCUUCAAUAUACCCAUGGUUGUUCAACUUCAGUAGCAGCCUUGUUCAUCUUGACCUCUCUAUGAAUGAUCUAAAUGGUUCAAUUCCGGAUGCUUUUGGAAACAUGACUACUCUGGCAUAUCUUGGUCUCUAUGGGAACGAGCUACGUGGUUCAAUUCCGGAUGCUUUUGGAAACAUGACUAGUCUGGCAUAUCUUUAUCUCUCUUCAAAUCAGCUUGAAGGUGAGAUUCCGAAAUCCUUGAGAGAUUUAUGUAAUUUACAGAUACUAUACUUGUCUCAGAACAAUCUCACUGGACUGUUGGAAAAAGAUUUUCUGGCCUGCUCUAAUAACACAUUAGAGGUUUUAGAUUUAUCUCAUAAUCAAUUCAAAGGGUCAUUUCCCUGGCUUUCAGGAUUUUCACAGUUGAGAGAAUUAUAUCUUGAAUUCAAUCACCUAAAUGGAACUUUACCUGAAAGUAUUGGACAACUGGCUCAACUUGAAGUGUUGUCCAUUCGUUCAAAUUCAUUGCGAGGCACUGUCUUGGCAAACUACCUUUUUGGUCUCUCCAACCUGUCUGUCUUAGACUUAUCUUUCAACUCCCUUACAUUCAACAUAAGCCCUGAGCAAGUUCCCCAGUUUCAAGCCUCUCGUAUAAUGUUGGCCUCUUGCAAAUUAGGACCACAUUUUCCUAAUUGGCUUCAAACUCAAAAAUAUUUGUUGGACCUUGAUAUCUCUGCUUCUGGAAUUUCUGAUGUCAUUCCCAGUUGGUUUUGGAAUUUAAAUUCAGGUUUAGCAUGGUUAAACAUUUCCAACAAUCACAUCUCAGGCACUUUGCCAAAUUUACAAGGAAUAUUUUAUUUGGGAAUGUGGGAUAUGAGUUCAAAUUGCUUGGAAGGUUCAAUACCACAAUUUCUUUUCAAUAAUGAAUGGUUGUAUCUCUCCAAGAACAUGUUUUCAGGCUCAAUUUCUUUAUCUUGCCGGAUUGCUAAUCUGUCUGGUUCGGGUUUGUCCCAUCUUGAUCUCUCAAAUAAUCGACUGUCAGGAGAACUACCCAAAUGUUGGGAGCAGUGGAAACAUCUAAUUGUUCUUAAUUUGGCAAAUAAUAAUUUUUCUGGGAAAAUUAAAAAUUCAAUUGGCUUGUUAUAUCGGAUUCAAACAUUGCAUUUACGCAACAAUAGUUUAACCGGAGCAUUGCCUUUGUCCUUAAAGAACUGCAAAGAUUUGUGUCUUGUAGAUUUUGGAAGAAAUAAAUUAUCAGGCAAAAUACCUGCAUGGAUGGGAAGAAGCCUAUCAAGUUUGAUUGUUCUCAACCUAAGAUCCAAUGAAUUUAAUGGAGGCAUACCUUUAAAUCUAUGUCAAUUGAAAAAUAUUCAAAUGUUGGACCUCUCAAACAACAAUCUAUCUGGUACUAUACCAAAAUGUCUCAACAAUUUAAGUGCCUUAACUCAAAAAGGGAGUUUGGUCAUUUCUUAUUAUGAAGGAGAGUUGAAUGGUUGGAAGCUCUCCUAUCUUGAUAAUACAUUGGUUCAAUGGAAAGGAAAAGAACUAGAGUACACUAAAACUCUUGGACUUGUGAAGAGCAUUGAUUUUUCGAAUAACAAGUUAAUAGGAGAAAUUCCGUCAGAAGUAACUGAUUUGGUAGAAUUGGUGUCAUUGAACUUAUCAAGAAACGAUUUGAUUGGACCAAUCCCUGCAACCAUUGGUCAAUUGAAAUUAUUAGAUUCUCUUGAUCUAUCUCAAAACCAGCUUAAUGGUAGAAUUCCAGAUAGUCUUUCUCAAAUAGCUGGUCUAAGUGUUUUAGACCUAUCAAAUAACACCUUGUCAGGUAAAAUUCCAUUAGGCACUCAAUUACAGAGCUUUAAUACCUCCACAUACGAGGGAAAUCCUGAACUUUGUGGGCUACCUCUUUUGAAAAAGUGUCCAAAAGAUGAACCUGGGGAAGCCUCCUUCAUUGGUUUUAGUAGUAAAACAGAGGAUAUUCAAGAUGAUGCAAAUAAUAUAUGGUUUUAUGGAAAUAUCGUUCUUGGAUUCAUCGUCGGAUUUUGGGGAGUUUGUGGCACUUUACUACUCAAUAGUUCAUGGAGAUAUGCCUAUUUCAAGUUCUUGAACAAGAUAAAAGACCGAGUGUAUGUGACAACAACAAUAAAUAUGAAUAGACUAUGGAGGAGCUUCCAAAUUUAAAUGAACUUCAAUUGGGUUGCAUCUCAAGGAUUAGUAGGUAAUAUAUGCUUGUGAGUAAUGAGUUUAUUUAGUAUUGGACAGCCUGAAUGUAAGAGCAUUUGUGUUUAUUGAACUCAUCAUCUUAUAAAUAACUUUGGCGUGUAUUAAGUUUGUUUAUUUGAUAAUAGGCGUGGCUUAAGUUUCUUAUGUUAUGCUCUAUUUAGAGCGAAUCAAAUAUAUUAGAGGAUGAUAUCAAGUCCUUUGUGGUGCAAUGCUAGAAACUACUUCGCUUUAAAAAAAACGUUUUCUUUUGCUCAAAAACCAGUAGCAACUAAAGCCAUAAUUUAAAAUGGGACAUGGUAAGACUAAGAACAGAAACUGAGCACUCUGUUUUUCUGGUGCCCAAGCAUGGAAGUUAUUAUAAUAAAAAGAAACAGCUGGUCAGAAUAAAACAAAAUUCAAAACAUGGUGUUUCUCACAAUGCAUAUUGAGGCUUCAUCCACUGAUAUUCCACAACAGAUUAACCGUCAAAAACCCUUAUGUUGAGUAGGAGAAAAGAAGCUCCAUACUUCUCAGGACAUACAGAACAACACCUUGGGUAGAGACCUUGACCAUGCUUGCAGAAAUGUGUUUUUGGAGCAGCAAUCCGAAGUAUAGGAGGCUUCAUAUUUGGGAACACUCCUCAUUCAAUGUAUCAUUGUGACUGAGAUGACUACAUAUUGAGGUUUGAUCAGUUCUAGGAAGGUGACUGGUUAUCAUAAAGCAUUUACCAACCAUUCUUGAAUACAUACUUAUGUGAUUUAGCAGGAUGGAACUGCAACUAGUCAUUAAUUAAGCAACAAAAAUGGCUGUGGUAAGAUUCUGAGACAUUGAUUGUAUAUUCCAUUGUUUUUUAUUUGAGGUUAAAUUCGGCUUUUGUUUUUUUUACUUUUUAAUUCUCUACUGCUUACAUGCCUCUUGUAUCUGAAGAGGCUAAUUGUUCAUGCGGUUGAAUUUUGCAACAUUUUCUUAUUGUUCGGGGCUUAAGCUUCUGUUCAUUUUUUCAUUAUUAUGUUUUUGUGCUUUGUUUUUUAUGACUAAUCCCAUGCCACAUAGUGAAGUGUUCACAGAGAAUGACUGGAAAUUUGUCCAGCUUGGGCUUGCUCUAUUUUAGAACAUUUUAGCCAUUCAAGACAUCUCGUUGCAGUAGAAGGCUGGGAGUCUGCACGCCACUCAAUUUUUAUCUCUGAGUAACCAAUUUUUGGUGCUGUUAUUCUUCAUUGAUUUAGAAGAUGAGCUGUUAUUUUUGGGGAUAUCUGUGUUAUAAUACACAAUAGUAUGCAUUGGGAUAUGCUACUACUGAAAACAGAACAAUCUGUUUUUGUGGCGUCCAAGCAUAAAAGCUAUUGUCACACAGCGAGGUCUGAUUUCCAACUGUGAAUCAAAUUGCUCGAGGUACUUCAUAUGCAGAUCGCUGCAAGUGGCUUUGGCCAUCAAUCUCCUUCAGGGGAUGAUAAUAUUGAGAUUGCAGUGAAGGUUUGGGUGUUUGUCACAAUGCCUGUUGAAGCGUCAUCAGAUGAUAUUUAGUCAUCAGAUGAUAUUUAAUGACAGAUAGGGUAUCUGUGGGGUUGAAAUCUCAUUACAUGCGGCAACACAGUUCUUGAUAUUUAAUGACAGAACGAUUUGCAUGCUAGAUUUAGUGCUUAAACUAUCACUGGAAGAUUCUAAAGAGCCUCAAACAGCCCACAUCCUUCUUUAAAAGUUAGAUUUAUGAUCAGACUGAUCAAGGGUUGACUCAUUUUCUCUUGAAUCUGAUCAAAUCCUUCGACUCUCAUACUAACCCAAAAGGCCAUUAGUUCUUCGAAAGACUGAUACUCGAGAUGAAUGGGAAUUUGAGGCUGUAAGGCUGGGACGAUGAUGUAAACGGCACUCGCCAAUGGGUUCCUGAAUGGUCUGCAGUUUCUAAUCCAUGUGAUAUUGCUGGGGCUUGCCCUGUGUAGCUUGGACUGAAGCAAAACUAAUGCCUCCAGCAUGUACAUGCCUGCUGGGGGCUUCUAAUGUGGGAGACGGCGGCCAGUGCUCAGAGAAUUCUUCGGUGUCAACCGCGAGAUGUGAUAAUAAUCAUCGGAAUUCGACUGCUUCCAAGCUGAAGAUGUCGAUAGUGCAGCAAACUAAGUACUAUUAUCUCAUUUUUCCGAUUAUAGCAAAUUACAGUAACAUCUCGCCAUUAUCACAGUGCGGUGAUGCUUGUUUAUCAGACUGUGAUUGUGCUGCUUCCGUGUUGGCUGCUAAACAACUUGGAGUUUGGUGGAUUCGAGGACACGAGUUCGACCUUGUUUGUGAAGGUUGGGCCUAAGGGAUCACCUGGAGGCAACGCAACAGGAUUUGGGGAUUCAUCUGAUGGCCUCUGAGACAAGGUCUUAGUUCUUCCAAUUGUUCUCAGCAUGACUGUCCUUGUAGGACGACUCUGCUUCUUGUUAUACCACAGUGUGUACAGGAGGAGGGCCUUGAAGAGAGCCCUGGAAAGCCCCUUGAUUGUGUCCGGCGCUCCAAUAAAUUUCAGUUACUGUGAUUUGCAGUGCAGAACCGGCAAUUUGCACAGGUCAGCAUGUACAUAUACAUAUAUAGACUUUGAAAAGGAUGAAAUUGCUUGAACAAAGCCAAUUAGACUUGAUCAAUGAGGAUUAAUGUUGUCUUCUUUUUUUUUUUUUUUUUCAUGAGAGUUUGGGAGUGUAUACAAGAUGGGACAUUGGUUGCAGUGAAGAAGCUUGACAAGCCUCUUGGGAAGAAGGAAUUCAUAACUGAAGUGAAAACUAUUGGCUCUAUGCAUCACAUGAACCUGGUUCAACUCUGCGGCUACUGCUCAGAAGGCUCUCACCAGCUUCUGGUUUAUGAGUUCAUGAAAAACGGUUUCUUGGACAAGUGGAUAUUUCCCUCAAAGCAUUGUCGGGACAGACUGCUAGAUUGGGGAACUCGCUUCCAUAUAGCCAUUGCUACUGCACAAGGUAUUGCUUAUUUUCAUGAGCAGUGCAGGAACCGGAUCAUCCACUGUGAUAUCAAGCCCGAAAACAUACUUCUAGAUGAGAAUUUCUAUCCAAAAGUUUCAGACUUUGGACUAGCAAAGCUGAUGGGCAGAGAGCAUUGACAUGUAAUCACUAUGGUGAGAAGAACUAGUGGUUAUUUGGCUCCAGAAUGGGUGAGCAACCGACUUGUUACUGUAAAAGCCGAUGUCUACAGUACAGAUAGCUUCUUUUGGAGAUCGUUGGUGGCUGGAGAAACCUUGACAUGACUUUUGAUGAAGAAGACUUCUUCAAUCCUGGGUGGGCUUUUAAGGAAAUGAGUAAUGGGACGACGAGAAAAGUUGCAGACAGGCGAUCGACUGGAAGGGGCAAUGGAGGAAGAAGAGCUGGAAGAGCAUUGAAAACCGGCUUUUGGUGCAUUCAAGAUGAGGCUUUCAUGAGGCCUUCAACGGGGGAAGUGGUGAAGAUGUUGGAAGGAUCACUUGAAAUCAACACACCGCCAAUGCCACAGACAGUGCUGUAGCCCAUGGACGAAGGCCUAGACAAUGUAUACAGAGCCAUGAAGAGAGAGUUCAACCAGUCCAGCUUCAUCACCAUCAAUAGUACCCAUCCUUCAUCAAGGGCUACAUGUAGUUAUUCCACAAUGUCACCAAGAUAGCAAAGGAGAAAUGGAACAAAUUUUGUUGCUGUCCAAGAAUUUUAUCCCCAUGAUACUUUGAUACUGUCCAGAAACAUAGUAUUUAUUGACCAUUUGUUAAACUAGUAGAGAACUUUGCAUAA
Molecule: messenger RNA, 6653 nt
Organism: Vitis vinifera (wine grape)
Lineage: Eukaryota; Viridiplantae; Streptophyta; Magnoliopsida; Vitales; Vitaceae
Product: receptor-like protein EIX2
Exons: 7
Coding region: 67-2895 (942 amino acids)
Molecular function (GO): protein binding
Source: RefSeq, a predicted model, not a curated record